AUGGCCAAAGACCUGGGCAACCCACCACGCAGCAGCAUGGUGUGUUCACACACACGCACAGACAUGCACUGAUCCAGUGGUGCUUCAUGCUAACAUGCUCAGACACUUCUAUGAACACAACACAUGUGUGCAUCCACACACACACUAAGACCAAGUGCGACACUGUCCUGUGUCCUCUCCAUCUCCCAGGUGGUGGUGGGUGUCCAUGUGCUGGACAUCAAUGACAACGACCCCAUUCUGUUCAACCUGCCCCACAACACCAGUGUGAGAGAGGGGGCGUUCAUCCACACUUCGGUUACCACGGUCCAAGCACGGGACGUGGACAGUGGACGCAACGCCCUGCUCACCUACAACAUCACUGCCGGAAACCACGAUGGAGCCUUCUACAUCAAUGACACUGUGAGUGAGUGAGUGAGUGAGUGAGGAUGAAAGGUUACAGAGAGAGAGUAAAGGGGUAGAAGAAGGGGAGAGAAGGGCUUGUUCUGAAAAACAAGUAAGGAGAAGUAGAAAAAUGUAGACAAACAAAAAUAAAUACAUAAAAAGUCAGGAGCUAGGUUUCCAUCCAAUUGGUGACAGAUUUUCAUAUGAAUAUUCUAAAAUCCCCAUCAUGAAAAUAUGCGCAUUUUCCCACCAGUGGUGUGUUUCCACCAAACAGAAAUGUUCUGGAUAAAAACCGGUGUGAUGACAUAAUCAGUGUGAUGCACACAAAAUGUAAUUUUCCACUUAAGUUUUCAUUUACCAAAUAGAAAUUGAAAGUUCGAUGGGUUUCCAUCACAUUUUCAACUCUACCGAUAGUUUUGUCACAAAAACUGUUGCGUUAAAUAGCAAAUGUGCCUGCUCUGGUCUUGGCACGUGCGCUCUAGCCAACAGCUCACAGAUACAGUGCGGGUAGGCUGUGUGGGUUGGCUAGUCGACAUGAUGAGAUUAUUAUGGAUAAGAGCGAGAAUAUGUUGAUUUGUCAAACGUCGGUCAAGCACUGUUCAUCAUGUCACCAGAAUAAGACCCUCGAAAUGUAUUGGAAAGGAGCAUCAAGCUCAUCACUGUGCACUUUCACCACUCUGUGAAGUUCAUCAUCAUUUAUUUCCUCUGUAGCCUAAUAAACUGCAUGAUUUCUCCAAAUUUACUUCGAUAUGGUGGUUAUUAUAUUAAUAUUUGUGCAUAAAGGCGUUUCCACCGCCAUUUUUCGCAUAAUUAAUUUUACAGACACAAAAAGAUCCCACCAUGUCGAACAAAGAAAUUAUCUGUCUGCAUUUAUGUAAUUGUACCAAACUGUGGAUGGAAACGUGGUUAUAGAGAGGCAUUGAAAAGGGAAGGAUAUGGUAUAAUUGAUGAGUCAUGUCUAUCCUCCAUCUUGUGCACAAUCACUCCCCCCAUUCUGUCUCUCUCUCCCCCUCUCAGACAGGGGUGGUGCAGGUGAACAGGCCUCUGGACAGAGAGAGGGUGGGGGAGUACAGACUGACCAUCACUGUCAAAGACAACCCUGAGAAUCCCCGCAUCGCUCGCCGGGUACUGUGCCACACACUCUCACACUCACUCACUCUCAAAUAAGUCAGGACUGAUACUGGACCACUCAGGAACUACUCAACACCUCUUGGAAAGCUAUUUUGGUGUGUUUUUGGCAUUAACAUUUGUGGAAAUGUCCCACUGAAAAAUAAACUAUAUCCCUGGGUGAGGUUCUCAGAAGACUGAGGCAGGUUUUCCUCUAACUUUUUACCUGGGCUUUGCUCCUUUCAUAGUUAGUUUGAUCCUGACAAACUCCCCAGGCCCUGCCGUUGACAAGCAUACACAUAACAUGAUGCUGCCACCACAAUACUUGAAAAUACAGAGGGUUUCACUCUGGGUUGUGUUGUAUUGUAUUGGAUUUAACCCAAACCUGUAGUUUUUAAUUUCGGUCAAAAAGUUAAUUUCUUUGCCGUGUUGUCUUGCAGUAUUACUAAACGGCCUUGUUGCAACCAAUGGAUGAUUUGGAGUGGAUUUCUUAACACAGGCUUCCUUCUUUUCACUUUAUCAUACAGGCCAGUAAUAUGGAGUGAAUGCAAUGUUGUUGAUCCUCUGUAUUUUCAAGUAUUGUGAUAUGCAUUUUUGUCCAUAUUGCCCAGCUCUACAUAGAUGGCAUUAUUCAAUGAUACAACGUGACUCUCAAAUAUUGCAUGGAAUGACAGCUAUUUGCUUUUUUAUUGAGAACAUUUCUCACCUUCUUCCCUUCCCCUCCCUCCUUUCCUACCCCAUUCACCCUUCCCUCCCCAAUCCAUCACUCUCUCCCUCCCUGCAUCCCUUUCUCUAGGACUCAGACCUGCUGGUGAUCACAGUUCUGGAUGAUAAUGACAACAGGCCCAUAUUCACACAGACCAGCUACCGGGCUGAGAUCACUGAGAACUCCCCCUCAGGUACCAACCUCACUGGUGUGUUUUUCUGACUUUCUCUCUGUAUCUGUCACUCUGUGCAUUUGCCUGGCUGGUGGGCAAACUGUCUUGACUGUCUGGCUAGCUUACUGGAGGGCUACAGGGCUGUCUGAGAUUUUGUGUCACUGAUCUACACACAAUACCCCAUAAUGUCAAAGUGGAAUUUAGAUUUUUAGAAUUUUUUACAAAUUAAUAAAAAAUUAAAAGCUGAAAUGUCUUGAGUCAAUAAGUAUUCAAACCCUUUGUUAUGUCAAUCCUAAAUAAGUACAGGAGUAAAAAUGUGCUUAACAAGUCACAUAAUAAAUCAAAUCAAAUUGUAUUUGUCACAUGAAAUGCUUCCCAACAAUGAAAUAAAAGAUCCCCGAAAUGUUCCAUAUGCACGAAAAGCUUAAUUCUCUCAAAUGUUUUGCACAAUUUGUUUACAUCCCUGUUAGUGAGCAUUUCUCCAUUGCCAAGAUCCACCUGACAGGUGUGGCAUAUCAAGAAAAAUAUUAAUACUAGAACCGCUAAAACAGGCAUUUUGACUGCUCAUGAAUUUAUUUAUUUUAUUACUCUGCCAAUUUUUAAAGUAAUGCCCCACUCUGUCCUUGACUUUUCCUAAAUAAGUCUAUAUAACACACUGCCGUUUUUAGAAUCGUAAUAUCACAAACAGAACUGGAGUUCUAACCAGUUUUAGGAGGGCAUUCCAUUAUUGGAAUGGUUUCCCCUCAUUUCCCCUCCUUCUCCCGACAAUAGGGUCUGCUCUGCUCAUUCUCCUUACAUUGGAAGGUGCAGUGGCCAGUUGAUAAUCACCCCGAUAAUUGCCUCAAAACUGAACCUAAACUAUAUCGAAACUAAUUUCACACAUAUGACAACAGAUUAAAUAAAUUAAGUAAAGUAUGAUGGGGGAGAAUGGGUGAGUUGAUGAGCGAGGGGAAGUGGACAAUGCAUAAUUAUGUAAUCACCAAUUGUGAAUGAAGAACAGGGUGGGCCAAUCUAUUGUAUUGGUAUAUUAUAAUUAUAAUUUCAAAAUGAACCCUAUAUCAGUCCUCCAAAUCCAAGUAGUCUUGUCAGUCUACUCUGGCCUACUAGGAAUACACAGUGAGAGUGUGCGUCAUUUACAAUGGCACGAAGACCAAGACGAAUGAAUGCACAUGCUGUGUUAGCACUGCUACAAGAUCUGAAUGAAAACGACUCAGAUGGUGGGGAAGAAAUUAAUUAUGACAUCUCUGAUGAUUAUUCUUCUGAUUCUGAGCCUCAGCCUGAACCUACACCUCUGAGGCCUAAGCACAAAAAAGCCAGAACGGUACGCACUGAGCAGGUGCCUGCGCCACCACCAAAUUAAACUGUGAGAAAGGAGAGAGGAAGGGACUGCACCGUUUAGGAAAAUAUCAACAUCGGGCAGCAGGUGAGUGAGUGUCGGAGAAUGUGGUGAUGAGGCUUGUGGAACCUUACUUUGGCAAGGGGAGAAAUGUCACUAUGGACAAUUUCUUCACUUUACGGUCAUUGGCGAACAAGUUCCUUGCAAAUGAACAAAGGGAGACAAAGGGAGACGGGAGUUCCCUCCUUCUGCGCAAAAUAAGGCACCUGCACAGCCAUUGUACUCCACAACAGUGCUGAAGAAUGACAACACUCACACUAUACCAAUGCAAGGCAAGAAAGAACGUUUCUGUCAUGAGAACCAUGCAUCCGACAGUUGCCAUCAACGGAGACACAAUAAAGAGAAAACCGGAUACUAUUGUGCACCACAACCAAACAAAGGUAUGCCAUAAAUAGAUAAACCUAUGCAAUACAUUAUGCUCUUCUAUAUAACACGUGUUGUUUUUCCUAUGGGAAAAUAAUCCUAAUAUUUUCUACUCUAUUCUGUUCCAUAGGUUGGUGUGGAUGUUUUGGAUCAGAUGGCAUGGCUGUCCUCUGUGAAAGGAGGCACCCGCCACUGGCCUGUUGCUGUGCUCUACGACAUGCUUGACUUGGCUGCUACUGUAUCAACGCACACGUGUUGUUCAAGCAGUGAAUGAACAACACCAUGCCCAGGAGAGACUUCAUCAUGAGUCUAGCAUACGGGCUACGUGAGAGACAUACAGUGAGGGGAAAAAAGUAUUUGAUCCCCUGCUGAUUUUGUACGUUUGCCCACUGACAAAGAAAUGAUCAGUCUAUAAUUUUAAUGGUAGGUUUAUUUGAACAGUGAGAGACAGAAUAACAACAAAAUAAUCCAGAAAAAACGCAUGUCAAGAAUGUUAUAAAUUGAUUUGCAUUUUAAUGAGGGAAAUAAGUAUUUGACCCCCUCUCAAUCAGAAAGAUUUCUGGCUCCCAGGUGUCUUUUAUACAGGUACCGAGCUAAGAUUAGGAGCACACUCUUAAAGGGAGUGCUCCUAAUCUCAGCUUGUUACCUGUAUAAAAGACACCUGUCCACAGAAGCAAUCAAUCAAUCAGAUUCCAAACUCUCCACCAUGGCCAAGACCAAAGAGCUCUCCAAGGAUGUCAGGGACAAGAUUGUAGACCUACACAAGGCUGGAAUUGGCUACAAGACCAUCGCCAAGCAGCUUGGUGAGAAGGUGACAACAGUUGGUGCGAUUAUUCACAAAUGGAAGAAACACAAAAUAACUGUCAAUCUCCCUCGGCCUGGGGCUCCAUGCAAGAUCUCACCUCGUGGAGUUGCAAUGAUCAUGAGAACGGUGAGGAAUCAGCCCAGAAAUAGACGGGAGGAUCUUGUCAAUGAUCUCAAGGCAGCUGGGACCAUAGUCACCAAGACAACAAUUGGUAACACACUACGCUGUGAAGGACUGAAAUCCUGCAGCGCCCGCAAGGUCCCCCUGCUCAAGAAAGCACAUAUACAGGGCCGUCUGAAGUUUGCCAAUGAACAUCUGAAUGAUUCAGAGGAGAACUGGGUGAAAGUGUUGUGGUCAGAUGAGACCAAAAUCGAGCUCUUUGGCAUCAACUCAACUCGCCGUGUUUGGAGGAGGAGGAAUGCUGCCUAUGACCCCAAGAACACCAUCAACACCGUCAAACAUGGAGGUGGAAACAUUAUGCUUUGGGGGUGUUUUUCUGCUAAGGGGACAGGACAACUUCACCGCAUCAAAGGGACGAUGGACAGGGCCAUGUACCGUCAAAUCUUGGGUGAGAACCUUCUUCCCUCAGCCAGGGAAUUGAAAUGGGUCGUGGAUGGGUAUUCCAGCAUGACAAUGACCCAAAACACACGGCCAAGGCAACAAAGGAGUGGCUCAAGAAGAAGCACAUUAAGGUCCUGGAGUGGCCUAGACAGUCUCCAGACCUUAAUCCCAUAGAAAAUCUGUGGAGGGAGCUGAAGGUUCGAGUUGCCAAACGUCAGCCUCGAAACCUUAAUGACUUGGAGAAGAUCUGUAAAGAGGAGUGGAACAAAAUCCCUCCUGAGAUGUGUGCAAACCUGGUGGCCAACUACAAGAAACAUCUGACCUCUGUGAUUGCCAACAAGGGUUUUGCCACCAAGUACUAAGUCAUGUUUUGCAGAGGGGUCAAAUACUUAUUUCCCUCAUUAAAAUGCAUAUCAAUUUAUAACAUUUUUGAUAUGCGUUUUUCUGGAUUUUAUUGUUGUUAUUCUGUCUCUCACUUAUCAAAUAAACCUACCAUUAAAAUUAUAGACUGAUCAUGUCUUUGUCAGUGGGCAAACAUACAAAAUCAGCAGGGGAUCAAAUACUUUUUUCCCUCACUGUAUGAGGGCCAAGGCAGCAGCAAAGAUUCCACACAAGCCUUUGCGUGAGCCAAAUUACGCACAGCUCCCGGGGAGGAGACAGUGCCAGGUGUCCAGAUGCAUAAAGAACAGAACCCAAGUCACCUAUUUCACCUGCAAGCUACGUUUUUGUGGGAAGUGUGUCAAGCAAGUGAGAGUGGCAAAGAUUUGUGUCGACUGCUAGGACAAGGGAUAACCGCUAAAUGAAAUCCAACUCAUGCCAUUGCGUGAAAACGCAGACCAUGUAAGCAUACAAUAAUUGACUAUUUUGGACUGUUGUCAUAUCGACACAUUCAUUGUAAUGCCAUUAUUGCUUUUGUGUUGAUUUUCGUAACUGACUUCAGUGGGCAAAUGCUCACCUUCGAUGGCCACUGGCAUGUUGGAGAAGUGUGCUCUUCACAGAUGAAUCCCGGUUUCAACUGUACUGGCCAGAUUGCAGACAGCGUGUAUGGCAUCGUGUGGGCAAGUGGUUUGCUGAUGUCAAUGUUGUGGACCGAGUGCCCCAUGGUGGCAGUGGGGUUAUGGUAUGGGCAUUCCUGGAAGCUGAAAAUGUCCCAGUUCUUCCAUAGCCUGCAUACUCACCAGAUAUAUCACCUAUUGAGCAUGUUUGGGAUGCUCUGGAUCGCUGUGUACAACAGCGUGUUGCAGUUCCCGCCAAUAUCAAGCAACUAUGCACAGCCAUUGAAGAGGUUGGGACAACAUUCCACAGGCCACAGUCAACAGCCUGAUCAACUCUAUGCAAAGGAGAUGUGUUGUGCUGCAUGAGGCAAAUGGUAGUCACACCGAUACUGACUGGUUUUCUGAUCCACGCCCCUACUUUCUUUUUAAAGGUACUGUAUCUGUGACCAACAGAUGCAUAUCUGUAUUCCCAGUUAAUUGAAAUACAGUUCAACUGACUCUUUUCCUUAUCAAUCAAUUUUCAAUCAAUUUUAUUUUAUAUAGCCCUUCUUACAUCAGCUAAUAUCUCGAAGUGCUGUACAGAAACCCAGCCUAAAACCCCAAACAGCUAGUAAUGCAGGUGUAGAAGCACGGUGGCUAGGAAAAACUCCCUAGAAAGGCGAAAACCUAGGAAGAAACCUAGAGAGGAACCAGGCUAUGAGGGGUGGCCAGUCCUCUUCUGGCUGUGCCGGGUGAAGAUUAUAACAGAACCAUGCCAAGAUGUUCAAAAAUGUUCAUAAGUGACAAGCAUGGUCAAAUAAUAAUCAGGAAUAAAUCUCAGUUGGCUUUUCAUAGCCGAUCAUUAAGAGUUGAAAACAGCAGGUCUGGGACAGGUAGGGGUUCCAUAACCGCAGGCAGAACAGUUGAAACUGGAAUAGCAGCAAGGCCAGGCGGACUGGGGACAGCAAGGAGUCACCACGGCCGGUAGUCCCGACGUAUGGUCCUAGGGCUCAGGUCUCUCAGUUGGCUUUUCAUAGCCGAUCAUUAAGAGUUGAAAACAGCAGGUCUGGGACAGGUAGGGGUUUCGUAACCGCAGGCAGAACAGUUGAAACUGGAAUAGCAGCAAGGCCAGGCGGACUGGGGACAGCAAGGUGUCAUCAUGCCCGGUAGUCCUGACGUAUGGUCCUAGGGCUCAGGUUCUCAGAGAGAAAGAGAGAACGAGAGAAUUAGAGAGAGCAUACUUAAAUUCACACAGGACACUGGAUAAGACAGGAGAAGUACUCCAGGUAUAACCAACUAACCCCAGCCCCCCGACACAUAAACUACUGCAGCAUAAAUACUGGAGGCUGAGACAGGAGCGGUCCGGAGACACUGUGGCCCCAUCCGAAGAAACCCCCGGACAGGGCCAAACAGGAAGGAUAUAACCCCACCCACUCUGCCAAAGCACAGCCCCCGCACCACUAGAGGGAUAUCCUCAACCACCAACUUACAAUCCUGAGACAAGGCCGAGUAUAGCCCACAGAGGUCUCCACCACAGCACAAACCAAGGGGGGGCGCCAACCCAGACAGGAAGAUCACGUCAGUAACUCAACCCACUCAAGUGACGCACCCCUCCCAGGGACGGCAUGAAAGAGCACCAGCAAGCCAGUGACUCAGCCCCUGCAACAGGGUUAGAGGCAGAGAACCCCAGUGGAGAGGGGAACCGGCCUGGCAGAGACAGCAAGGGCUGUUCGUUGCUCCAGAGCCUUUCCGUUCACCUUCACACUCCUGGGCCAGACUACACUCAAUCAUAUGACCUACUGAAGAGAUAAGUCUUCAGUAAAGACUUAAAGGUUGAGACCGAGUCUGCGUCUCUCACAUGGGUAGGCAGACUGUUCCAUAAAAAUGGAGAUCUAUAGGAGAAAGCCCUGCCUCCCGCUGUUUGCUUAGAAAUUCUAGGGACAAUUAGGAGGCCUGCGUCUUGUGACCGUAGCGUACGUAUUGGUAUGUACGGCAGGACCAACUCGGAAAGAUAGGUAGGAGCAAGCCCAUGUAACGCUUUAUAGGUUAACAGUAAAACCUUGAAAUCAGCCCUUGCCUUAACAGGAAGCCAGUGUAGGGAAGCUAGCACUGGAGUAAUAUGAUCAAAUUUCUUGGUUCUAGUCAGGAUUCUAGCAGCCGUAUUUAGCACUAACUAACUUAUAUGAACUGUAACUCAGUAAAAUCUUUGAAAUUGUUGCGUUUAUAUUUGUGUUCAGUGUAUUUAGCAGUCUGGCUAUUUAGCAUUCUUAUGCCUUGGGGGUAGAAGCUGUCUCGGAGCCUGUUGGUCCGACAGCUGAUGCUCCGGUACUGUUUGCCAGAUGGUAGCAGAGUGAAAAGUCUAUGGCUUGGGUGGCUGGAGUGUUUGGCAAUUUUUCGGACCUUACUCUGACACUGCCUGGUAUAGAGGUCCUGGAUGGCAGGGAGCUCUACCCUAGUGAUGUACUGGGCUGUCCGCACCACACUCUGUAGUGCUUUGCGCUCAAGAACGGUGCCUUUGCCAUACCAAGCAGUGAUGAAGCCAGUCAAGAUGCUCUCGAUGGUGCAGCUGUAGAACUUUUUGAUUAUCUGAGGGCCCAUGCACAAAUAUUUUCUGCCUCCUGAGUGGGAAGAGGCGCAGCCAUGCCCUCUUCACGACUGUGUGGGUGUGUGUGGACCAUGUUAGGUCCUUAGUGAUGUGGACGCCAAGGAACUUAACGCUCUCGACCCGCUCAACAAUAGCUGCCCUCCCCUCUUUCUCCUACAGUCCACGAUCAGCUCCUUGGUCUUACUGACGUUGAGGGAGAGGUUGUUGUUCUGGCACCACACUGCUAAGUCUCUGACCUCCUCACUGUAGGCUGACUCAUCGCCGUUGGUGAUCAGGCAUACCAACGUUGUGUCAUCAGCAAACAUGAUGAUGGUGUUGGAGCCGUGCAUGAACACAGUCGUGGGUGAACAGGGAGUACAGAAGGGGACUAUGCACACACCCCUGAGGGGCCCCCGUGUGAGGGUCAGCAUGGAGGAGGUGUUGUUGCCUACCCUCACCACCUGGGGCUGGCCCAUCAGGAAGUCCAGGAUCCAGUUGCAGAGGGAGGGGUUCAGUCCCAGGGUCCCUAGCUUGGUGAUGAUCUUACAGGGGAUUAUUUUGUUGAACGCUGAGCUGUAGUCUAUGAACAGCAUUCUCACGUAGUUAUUUCCCCUCUUGUCCAGUUGGGAGAGGGCAGUGUGAAGUGUGUGGGUCUGGGAUGAUGGUGUUGAUGUGUGUCAUGACCAGCCUUUCAAAGCACUUCAUAUUUACAGAUGUGAGUGCUACAGGGUGAUAGUCAUUUAGGCAGGUUACCUUGGAGCUCUUGGGAACAGGGACAAUGGUGGUCAGCUUGAAACAUGUUGGGAUUACAGACUGGGACAAGGAGAAAUAGAUUGAAAAUGUCUGUGAAGACACUUACCAGUUGGUCUGCGCAUGCUAUGAGAACGCGCCUUUGUAUUCCGUCUGGCUCGGCAGCCUUGUGAUUGUUAACCUGUUGCAUGGACUCACUCUGUGUGCAAUAAUAGUGGUGAACAUGAUUUGAAUGACUACCCCAUCUCUGUACCUAGGGCUGUUACAGUGAACCUGUUACCGCCACACCAGCAGUCACGAGUCAUGAUGGCAGUCAAAUUCCACAUGACCGUUUUGUCAUGAUAAUUAGGCUUAUCCAAGCUCUGAUGCUGCUGAUGGUCAUUAGUAGCCUAUAAUGUGAAGAAAUAGCCUAAUAGUUUAUCAACAUUUUAAGCUAAACGUUCUGAUCUGUUGGUGCUUGUAUUCAUUUGGGAUCUAUCGCAUCCCACAACUGUCCCAGACUAUGUUUGGAAUAUUUAUUUCUCGCACAGAAUAGAAUAGGUCAACUUUUGUACUAUGGGUGAUAGUAGUUUGACAUAGGCUAGUGCUUUUGCUGUUCGUUAGGCCUAAUCAUCUUGUUGGCUGAUGAAAAGUAAAUGUGGACAGUUCUUCCAAUAUCUUCAAUAUGCGCCUCUGAAUUGGAUAAGGACACACACAGUUGCAUCCCUGAUGUGUCUGUCUUCACUUGUAGCCUGUGAGAAAGACCCGAGCACGUGAUAGAGAGCCUGUGAGUGAGAGGUGCUUCGAGCGCGAAGCUGGGAGAAGGGAAUUAUACUUAUUAUAUUCAGCCCAAGGGCACAACGGCCACUGGCCGUAAAAGGCAUGGAUUUUUCUAGGGGGCAUUACGGCCACACAAAGGGGAUGCCACCGGGAAAUUCAAGGCAUUAUCAAGCGCUUGUCAAAUUGUGAAUGAGAGACUGAUGAAGUGUGUACAGCCUGUGCAAAAAACAAAGCAGGGCUCAUGCCUUUCAUGCGACUUUUUUCAAAUCAUCCUUAGAGUCAUGCAGCCUUAGAAUGUAUUAAAAAUCUAAACAUAUAGCCCAACGUUUGUAUCACAACUACAGUUACAUAAGUAACUCUAAAUUAAACAUAUAGGAGUACCUGUUUCUUUGGUCCUUUGUUACGCCAGGGUACUGGGUUCGAUCCCCGGGACCACCCAUACACAAAAAAUGUAUGCACGCAUCACUGUAAGUCUCUUUGGAUAAAAGCGUCUGCUCAAUGGCAUAUUUAUUAACCGCUCAGCACAGAAUAGCCACAUGUGCGCCCUCAAAUCGUUUGGAGAAAAUAUCCUUUAUUUUUUAUUCAGCUAUGUUCAAUUGUAUUCUUCAUAGUAUAAAUUAAUAUAAAAUAAUGCCACAGAAUUCAAAGCAAAUAUUUUCUGCUAAAUGAACUAGUGUAGCCCACAGCCAUAUGAUAUAGCCAGAUCAGGGCCUAACAUAAGGACAACUCAGAGUAUGCUAUUCUGUUCUUCUGAAAUAAGCUACAUUUUCUUGAUUUCAUGUUUCUUUAGACCAAUCUAAAAUAAAUAAUGGAUUUAUUGUGAUAGUGUAGGCUAUAUUACAUGGAUUCAAGGUCUGCAUCAGUGGAUGGUAGGCUAUGCGUGGAAGCCAGGAGAUGCUAAAUGUGUUUAUGUUAAUUAAUGGUCAAUUACUGUGAGACCGGCAGUUAUUUGCUUGACAAUCACCAGCUGACGAAAUUUCAUGACCGCCACAGCACUGUCUGUACCCCACACAUACAAUUAUUUGUAAGUCAGGAAGUGAAUUUCAAGCACAGAUUCAACCACAAAACCAGGGAGGUUUUCUAAUGCCUCGCAAAGAAGGGCACCUAUUGGUAGAUGGGUGAAAAUAAAAAAAGCAGACACUGAAUAUCCCUUUGAGCUUGGUGAAUUUAUCAAUUACGCUUUGGAUGGUGUAUCAAUACACCCAGUCAUACAAAGAUACAGGCCUCCUUCCUAACUCAGUUACCGGAAAGGGAAGAAACCGCUCAGGGUUUUCACCAUGCGGCCAAUGGUGAUUUUAAAACAGUUACAGAGUUUAAUGGCUGUGAUGCGAGAAGAAAACUGAGGAUGGAUCAACAACAUUAACAGCCAAUAGAAGGUCAUCAUAACACACCCCUUCUUACAUGUGUCUCUUCGGAUCAAUCUUCUUCAGGUGAACCAGGGGCUUGAGCUGCUCAGCAAAAAUGACAGAGUGAAAAGAAGGAAGCUUGUAGAGAAAAACAAAUAUUCCAAAACAUGCAUCCUGUUUGCAAUAAGGCACUAAAGUAUUACUGUAAAAACUGUGACAAAGAAAUUUAUUUUUGUCCUGAAUACAAACACAACCCAUCACUGACUACCACUCUACAUAUUUUCAAGCAUGGUGGUGGCUGCAUCAUGUUAUGGGUAUGCUUGUCAUCGGCAAGGACUAGGGAGUUAUUUAGGAUAAAAAAAGAAAUAGAGCUAAGCACAGGCAAAAUCUUAAAGGAAAACCUGGUUCAGUCUGCUUUCCAACAGAAACUGGGAGACAGAUUCACCUUUCAGCAGGACAAUAACCUAAAACACAAGGCCAAAUAUACACUGGAGUUGCUUACCAAGACAACACUGAAUGUUCCUGAGUGGCCUAGUUACAGUUUUGACUUAAAUCUGCUUGAAAAUGUAUGGCAAGAUUUGAAAAUGGCUGUCUAGCAAUGAUCAACAACCAACUUGACAGAGUUGAAUUUCUUAAAAUAAUAAUGGGCAAAUGUUAUACAAUCCAGGUAUGCAAAGCUCUUAGAGACUUACCCCAAAACACUCACAGCUGUAAUUGUUACCAAAGGUGAUUCUAACAUUUAUUGACUCAGGGGGUUGAAUACUUCCAGUAUCUAAUUGUAUUUUUCAUUAAUAAAUAAAAAAAGUCGAAUAAUUUUUCUUUCACUUUGACAUUACAGAGUAUUGUAUGUGGAAUGUUGACACAAAAUGACAAUUCAAUCAAUUUGAAUCCCACUUUGUAACAUAACAAUAUGUGUCAAAAGUCAAGGCGUGUGAAUAAAUUCUGAAGGUACUGUAUGUCUGUCUGGAUGUCUGUCUGUCUCUCUGUCGGUCUUGCUGGUUGGCUGACUGGCUCUGUCUGUCUGCCUGUCUGUCUGAAUUGACAAUGUAUAAUUCCUCUGCUACCUCUAUCCCUAGCCUGGCCCUCAAUACCUCUAUCGCUUUUCUUGUCUUUAUACAGUGAGGGAAAAAAUUAUUUGAUCCCCUGCUGAUUUUGUAUGUUUGCCCACUGACAAAGAAAUGAUCAGUCUAUAAUUUUAAUGGUAGGUUUAUUUGAACAGUGAGAGACAGAAUGACAAAAAUGUUAUAAAUUGAUUUGCAUUUUAAUGAGGGAAAUAAGUAUUUGACCCCCUCUCAAUCAGAAAGAUUUCUGGCUCCCAGGUGUCUUUUAUACAGGUAACGAGCUGAGAUUAGGAGCAUACUCUUAAAACCCCUAAUCUCAGUUUUUUAACCUGUAUAAAAGACACCUGUCCACAGAAGCAAUCAAUCAAUCAGAUUCCAAACUCUCCACCAUGGCCAAGACCAAAGAGCUCUCCAAGGAUGUCAGGGACAAGAUUGUAGACCUACACAAGGCUGGAAUGGGCUACAAGACCAUCGCCAAGCAGCUUGGUGAGAAGGUGACAACAGUUGGUGCGAUUAUUCGCAAAUGGAAGAAACACAAAAGAACUGUCAAUCUCCCUCGGCCUGGGACUCCAUGCAAGAUCUCACCUCGUGGAGUUGCAAUGAUCAUGAGAACGGUGAGGAAUCAGCCCAGAACUACACGGGAGUAUCUUGUCAAUUUUCUCAAGGCAGCUGGGACCAUAGUCACCAAGAAAACAAUUUGUAACACACUACGCCGUGAAGGACUGAAAUCCUGCAGCGCCUGCAAGGUCCCCCUGCUCAAGAAAGCACAUAUACAGGGCCGUCUGAAGUUUGACAAUGAACAUCUGAAUGAUUCAGAGGAGAACUGGGUGAAAGUGUUGUGGUCAGAUGAGACCAAAAUCGAGCUCUUUGGCAUCAACUCAACUCGCCGUGUUUGGAGGAGGAGGAAUGCUGCCUAUGACCCCAAGAAACCCAUCCCAACCGUCAAACAUGGAGGUGGAAACAUUAUGCUUUGGGGGUGUUUUUCUGCUAAGGGGACAGGACAACUUCACCGCAUCAAAGGGACGAUGGACGGGGCCAUGUACCGUCAAAUCUUGGAUGAGAGCCUCCUUCCCUCAGCCAGGGCAUUGAAAAUGGGUCGUGGAUGGGUAUUCCAGCAUGACAAUGACCCAAAACACACAGCCAAGGCAACAAAGGAGUGGCUCAAGAAGAAGCACAUUAAGGUCCUGGAGUGGCCUAGCCAGUCUCCAGACCUUAAUCCCAUAGAAAAUCUGUGGAGGGAGCUGAAGGUUCGAGUUGCCAAACAUCAGCCUCGAAACCUUAAUGACUUGGAGAAGAUCUGCCUAGAGGAGUAGGACAAAAUCCCUCCUGAGAUGUGUGCAAACCUGGUGGCCAACUACAAGAAACGUCUGACCUCUGUGAUUGCCAACAAGGGUUUUGCCACCAAGUACUAAGUCAUGUUUUGCAGAGGGGUCAAAUACUUAUUUCCCUCAUUAAAAUGCAAAUCAAUUUAUAACAUUUUUGACAUGCGUUUUUCUGGAUUUUUUUGUUGUUAUUCUGUCUCACUGUUCAAGUAAUCCUACCAUUAAAAUUAUAGACUGAUCAUUUCUUUGUCAGUGGGCAAACGUACAAAAUCAGCAGGGGAUCAAAUACUUUUUUCCCUCACUGUAUCUGCUUUCGUCUAUGCUUCGAUGACUCAUGUUUCCAUCUCUUCCCACUCUCUCCCCAUCUUGAUCUUUCCCUCUUUCACUCAUCAAUUAUUCUUGCCCUUCCCUCCUCAACUCUUGUAUUUAACUGUCCUCUCCCCAUAUGCCAUCCUACACAUAAUCCUUUCUCCCCCUCUCUCAGGCAGUGCUGUGUCAGUGUUGAAUGGACCAGUGUUGGCUGAGGAUAAAGACAUUGGGCCCAACGCUGUGGUCAGGUACCGUUUGCUGGGAACAAGACUGGACCUCUUCACUGUGGACUCUGAUACAGGUCUGACACACACACACACAUAAUGGUCACUUAAUCACACACCACUAAUACAUGCACACUCAAACACACAUACACACACUCUCACUCACAACCCCACACACAUAUAAUUAAUCAAAACUUAAGUCAAAUCAAAUUUUAUUAGUCACAUGCUUCGUAGACAACAGGUGCAGACUAACAGUGAGAUGCUUACUUCAUCACCAAUUAACCCACUGCCUGUACCUCUCCCCUGUUCCCCCCUGCAGGUGUGGUGCGUGUGCGACAGAGGGCUCUGUUGGACCGCGAGGCGUUUGUGGAGCCGCGGGUGGAGCUGCUCCUGGUGGGGGAGGAUGUGGGGGGGCUCAACAGCAGCGUGCCCCUCACUGUGACUAUCAUGGACCAGAACGACAACCCUCCUGUCUUUAAUCCACCCAGCCUCACUGUGCACCUCCCUGAGAACAGCCCCACUGGUGAGUGUGUGUUGAUGGGUGGGUGGGUGGAUGGAUGGUGGUGUGUGGGGGUGUGUGUGUGGGUUGGUUCUUCUAUCCUAAAAUCCCCCAAAGUCCCCAAAAGGAUAGUAAAACAAGAAAAUGUCUCCCUUGUGGGGACAUUUCCCACAUCCCCAUGAGGACAAAGGCUAUUUUUAGCUUAGGGGUUAGGUUUAGGGUUAGGGUUACAAUUAGGGUUUGGGUAAGGGGUUAGUGGUUAGGGUUAGGAGUUAGGUUCAGGGUUAGGGGUUAGGGAAAAUAGGAUUUUGAAUGGAAAUACAUUUUAGGUCACCACGAGGAUAGAAGAACAUAACGUGUGUGUGUGUGUCUGUGUGACUCUAUGCAUGCAUGUACAUAGAUAUUACACUAAUCCCCCCAAGCCACAGAUACAUGCACAAAUACAUCCAUUGCUACAAUGAUUUUUGGACUUUUUAAUGAAUGAUAUAUACCCAUUGAUUCUUGAAGAAUAUAACUUGAAAUGCCCCAGGCUUAGUUCAACUGUCGUACUCCAUCAGAACCCAAAAUAUAAGCUUGUUUUACUCCAUUGUUUGUAAACAAUGUAAUUGUAAAUAAACACUGUAUAGCCUCCAACUAUACUUUUGAUAAUAAUAAUAAUAUAAUAUGCCAUUUAGCAGACGCUUUUAUCCAAAGCGACUUACAGUCAUGUGUGCAUAAAUGUUUACGUAUGGGUGGUCCGGGGGAUCGAACCCACUACCCUGGCGUUACGAGCGCCAUGCUCUACCAAUUGAGCUACAGAGGACCAUGGAUGGUAAGUCCUUGCAUCCAUAGCUCUGUCUAUGAAUUUGAGAGUGGUUACAUUUCGCCAACCCCAGCUGUGUACCGAAACAGUGGAGGGGUGACGCUUUGUUAUUGUUUGAACUGCAGAUUUCCCUUUUAAGCCUAGUCCUGGAAAAAAAUAUAUUUCAAUGGAGAUUCUCCAUUGAACAUUCUUUUUAGUUCAGGACUAGGCUUAAUCUGUCUGGGAAACAUGCCCUUUGUGUUCUAUCCUAACCUCUGUGUCCUCUCUUCCGUCGUUUCUCUCUGUUCUAGGUGUGGUGGUGACCCAGCUGUCUGCCAGUGACGCUGAUUCGGGCUCUAACGCCUGGCUACUCUACCGGCUGGAGAGCGGUGCCCAGGACCGCUUCAUAGUUGACUCCCUCUCUGGUGCCGUCCUGGUGGGCAACGCCACCCUCGACCGCGAGGAGCGUGGCUCCUACCGUCUGGUCGUCGUGGCUACCGACCGUGGCACACCCUCAUUGUCGGGCACGGCCACCCUGUCGGUCAUCCUGGAUGACGUCAACGACUCGCGACCGCGUUUCCUGGAACCUGUGACAACUAUUAACAUAAAUGAGUCUACGGCGCCGGGCGUGGUGGUGGCAACGCUCACUGCGAAUGACCCUGACCUACGACCCCGGCUGGAAUAUUACAUAAUCUCUGUGGAGGCGAAGGAUGAUGGGAAUAAACCCUGUUGUUGGGCUGCAAGAGUCAUUCGGCAUCGAUUUCCACAC
Messenger RNA from Coregonus sp. 'balchen', 16869 nucleotides. The record is from the annotation of a GenBank genome assembly. NCBI's taxonomy places the organism in Eukaryota, Metazoa, Chordata, Actinopteri, Salmoniformes, Salmonidae.